Molecule: messenger RNA, 774 nt
Organism: Colletotrichum destructivum
Lineage: Eukaryota; Fungi; Ascomycota; Sordariomycetes; Glomerellales; Glomerellaceae
Product: Putative nuclear pore assembly and biogenesis protein, APQ12
Exons: 1
Coding region: 254-763 (169 amino acids)
Source: RefSeq, a predicted model, not a curated record
GUUUGUUGACAGAGUAUAUAACAAGCCACCCUCCCCACCUUACCGCCACCUUCUCUCUCUCUCGCUCACGUGCACAAGACAGAACAGUCAACAGCCCAGCAAACAAACAAGCAGGCAAAACCAAAGGCCGACAUCACCUAGGUAGCGUUAGACACAGCAGGAAUCCCUAAAACGGCGGCUCCUACAGGGAAACAAACAAGAAUAUUCUUCAUAACAAACCAACGACACAAAACGCCCCAAUAACGCCCCCAGAAUGGCGGAGCCAUCCAUCACAAACUUCCUCCUCCGCUCCCUCCUGCCCGUCGACGCCGCCGAUUUCAUCCACAAAAACGCGUUGCACCCGUCCUCUCCGCUCCAGAAGCUUCGCGCCCAGGCCCUAUCAGCAGCAUCGCGCGCCAUCGACGAGCUUUACCCCUACCUCGCGCCGGCCGUCGACGCGACCCUCGAGUUCUUGCACUCGUCGCCUGAAUUGGUGAGCUUCGCGGUUCUGCUGGCGCUGCUGGCCGCCACGGUUGUGGUGCUUAACUGGAUUCGGCGCGUCGUGGCAUUUUGGAUGGCACUGGUCCUGAGGCUCGCGUUCUGGGGCUGCGUCGUCGUGGUUGUCGCGGUCGUGUGGCAGAGGGGCGUUUGGGAGACGGCGAGGGACGCCGUCGUGGUCGGAGGCAAGGUCAUCGGGUUCGCCGCGGCAGUCAAGGACGUCUGGAUCAGCGAGUAUAAGAGGUACGAGGAGGAGACCAAGGUGCAGGGAAGCAAAUAUCGGUGAGGGCCGUCCGU